Messenger RNA from Melopsittacus undulatus (budgerigar), 5953 nucleotides. RefSeq names its product musashi RNA binding protein 2 (gene MSI2). The record is from RefSeq and is a predicted model, not a curated record. The transcript is spliced from 15 exons. Gene Ontology annotation, biological process: central nervous system development; regulation of translation. Bases 9 to 1118 code for a protein of 369 amino acids. Gene Ontology annotation, molecular function: mRNA binding. Gene Ontology annotation, cellular component: cytoplasm. NCBI's taxonomy places the organism in Eukaryota, Metazoa, Chordata, Aves, Psittaciformes, Psittaculidae.
GCGCGGCCAUGGAGGCGGACGGCAGCCAGGCGACCUCGGGGAGCCCCGGCGAGGCGCAGCACGACCCCGGCAAGAUGUUCAUCGGCGGCCUCAGCUGGCAAACCUCACCAGACAGCCUUAGAGACUAUUUCAGCAAGUUCGGGGAGAUCCGGGAGUGCAUGGUCAUGCGGGACCCCACCACCAAGCGCUCCAGAGGCUUCGGGUUCGUUACGUUCGCGGAUCCGGCGAGUGUAGACAAAGUCCUGGCUCAGCCCCACCACGAGCUGGACUCUAAGACGAUUGACCCUAAAGUUGCAUUUCCCCGACGAGCACAGCCUAAGAUGGUCACAAGAACAAAGAAAAUAUUUGUAGGUGGAUUAUCGGCUAACACGGUAGUGGAGGACGUAAAGCAAUACUUCGAGCAGUUUGGCAAGGUAGAGGACGCCAUGCUUAUGUUUGACAAGACGACCAACAGGCAUAGAGGAUUUGGCUUCGUAACUUUUGAAAAUGAAGACGUGGUGGAAAAAGUGUGUGAAAUCCAUUUCCACGAAAUCAAUAAUAAAAUGGUAGAAUGUAAGAAAGCACAACCUAAAGAAGUGAUGUUUCCGCCAGGGACGAGAGGAAGGGCACGUGGAUUACCGUAUACCAUGGACGCUUUUAUGCUAGGGAUGGGAAUGUUGGGUUACCCAAAUUUUGUUGCAACGUAUGGCCGAGGAUAUCCCGGGUUUGCCCCAAGUUACAGCUAUCAGUUCCCAGCCCUAUUACCAUAUUUAAAUGCAAGUUUUCCGGCAGCAGCCUAUGGACCAGUAGCAGCGGCAGCCGUGGCAGCAGCAAGAGGAUCAGGUAGGGGGGCCCAUGGAAGAGCAAACCCUCAGAGUGCAGGGUCAGUCUUGAAUAGCUACAGUGCUCAACCGAAUUUUGGCGCACCCGCUUCCCCGGCAGGCUCCAACCCAGCCCGACCCGGAGGCUUCCCCGGGGCCAACAGCCCAGGGCCCGUCGCGGAUCUCUACGGCACGGCCAGCCAGGACUCCGGCGUGGGUAACUACAUAAGCGCCGCCAGCCCGCAGCCGGGCUCCGGCUUCGGCCACGGCAUCGCUGGCCCUUUGAUUGCAACGGCUUUUACAAAUGGAUACCAUUGAAACGUUACACAUGGUUGGUUGCCAUCUCACUUGGAGAGUCUCUCUGGAUGUCCGGGCAAGACAGGGCGAAGUUUCUGACGGGGCCCACGUUUGGGUGAUCUCAUCAGACUUUGAGCACAUCAUCAUCACCGGUAACGCAAACUGGAGGUGGCACUUGACGGACUUAGGUUGUCUAAAACAAAACAAAUCUCUCUCAUCAUCUCAUGAAUCUGCUGUACUAUAAAAACAACAGCUUUUAAAAGUAUGUAUAUAAAACCCAUUUCUUGGUCGUUUUAUUUUCUUGAUGGGUCCCCCCCUUUUUAAACCUCUCCAAACCAUGUUUUUUUCGUAGCCUUUUGACAUAGUCUCGUAGCCACGUAGUUCUAAUUCUUUGUGUAUCUAGCAAGAGCCUAACCAUAGUGUAACUGUUUAUAUUAAGAGGUUUCUUUUGUUUUUUCUUUCCCACCUCCCUUCCUUCUCCCUUCUCUUUGACGUAGUUGUUGUUGCUUAAAGGAUGCUGAGAUGGUGACAGGAGUCUCAGCCGCUGGUACCGGCUCCGCAGCCGGCAGCGGGCACGGUUACGGGGUGGCCUUGCAGGGCACGGGGGGGCACGGGUGAGCAGCAGGUUCUCUAGCCCUUCUUUUCAUUUGUGGUGUCUUCUUUAACCUGUAAUUCUCUCUAUUUUGGGCAAUAAGGCAAGGACUACAAACUUUUUGUGCGUCCUUUUUUUCUAUAAGUGCUUUUUUUUGUUGAAAGAGGUGAUAUAAGGUUUUUUGAAAUCGUGAAUUCUGAAAAAAAAAGAAAAAAAAAAGAAAAAUACUGUAAAUACAAUUCCAUUAACUACAUAGAAACUAUUAAGAAAGAGAAAUACAAACCUAUUUUUGUGAUGGAGUCAGCCUAAGGCAGUUUCUCUAUGAAACAAAUGGAAGAAAAGAGACAAGGUGUUAGAGGUUUGCCCGGCCGCCGGCGCUGGCCCGCAGGAGGUAGGUGAUGCACACACUGCUCGGCUUGCUCCGUAGGCAUGGUAGACCUUCCAGCUCUCCUAGCGUCAUACCAGCAUCUUCGCUAUCAGACGUGCACAGCUUACAAAGGAACAGUCUAGUGGUAUGGGUUAUUUUCAUUUCAAAACCUGCUUUUUUUUUUCCCAAGACUGAAAAAAAAAAAGAAGCUAUGAUUUUAUUUUUGGUCCUAUUUAAUGCAUUUAUGGUUCAAAGCACACCUUUCAUUAUAGGGUUUUUUAAGUUGUUUUCAACUCGAUCAACUUGCUGUCCAGUCAUUUCAGCUGCUCUGGGUAGCCUGGGUGAAGGUGAGGUCCUUCCUCCUCCUCCUCCUCCCUCACUACUGCAAGCAGAGCAGCUUCCAAGCUUGCAUGGUUGCCUGUUUCAUCCAUUAGUUUCCGUAGUAACAAAUUAAGAAAGCAACUUUAGGUUGUGGUUUUUGGGUUUUUUUUUGGGAAUACCUCAGUGCUACAAGUUUCACCCUAGAAGCAACGGGAAGAUUUUUUUGUUGUUUUUUUUUUAAUUUAUUGUAGUUAUAAACAGAAUUUAAGAAAAAAAAAGGAAAAAAAAAAGAAAAAUAAAGAACUAUAAAACAUCAUUGCACUGUGACUGGUAGGGGAAAAACUGACAGUUUCCUAUUUGCACAUGUUUAAUAUUUGGCUGUUAUAUAUAAUGGUCCUCUGUCGGGGGAGGAAACUUAAUGAAGGAUGUUUUUUAAUUUAAGUUUUGUAAUAUGGGGCGCUAGGGCCUGCAAACAGCAAACCUAGAAGUCCAGCCUGGGCGAGGUGGCAUUACGGACAUACUGUAGCGCGGAUAGAGCUCUUCUGUUUUUAACGUACUCUGGACAAGGGGUUUCUUGCUAUUUUUUUAACUUGUUACGUUUAUAAACUUGGUACUUUAGGUACAGGCAGUACAAGACACUGAAUGCGACAUUUGUUAACAAGAGCUGCUGCACUCCUAUUUUUGUAAUCUUUACUAACGAGUAGACUUAACGUAGACGUUCACUAGACAAGGUAGAGCAAGGCAUCUGUAACAAACACAAGGCACCAUACUGCGACCCGGGAGGAGAGAUCCUUGGGUUCUCUUGUUUUUAAACAACAAAAAAAACACAAAAAAAAAGAGAAAGAGUCAUGCUUUUUAUGUGAUCUUUUAGGUUUUUUUCUUAUUUCCGAACAACCAGGUUUAAGCAAAAUGCUGGACGCUUUUUAACUCUCGAGACUUGAUCAAGUCAUAAAAGAAACGAAACAAUUCUUUAAAAAAUAAAAACUUUAAAAAAAAUACACAAAAAAAAAAACAACCACCAACCUACAAACCAAAUUCCCUGGAAUUCAGUGUACUGUCAGGGAAUUUUUUAUGGCUAUUUUGUCAAUGUUGAUGAUGUACUGUACUACCAGUUGGUUUUCCUCUCCAUUCCCUGUCACCUCAUAGACUCUUCUUUGUUGAUCAUUGUUGUAUGUUAAUAGUGUAUAAAAUGCUAUCUUGUAAGAGUGCUGUCCUGAUGCUAGUGUAGUGAAUUUCUCCCCCCCUCUUUCUCUCUUCCUCUUCUAGUACAUAUUGGUAGGUGUAUCGUAAUUAAGGUUAUAAAUUUAGAUGUAGUUAUUCAGAUUUAGGACCAGUAAGGAUAGAACUUUCUCUUAUUUAAGGAAAAAAAAAUGCUAAUAAUUUUGGGAAGGUUUUCCUUUCUUUUUUUCUUCCUUUUUUCUUUGAUUUCUUUUAUUUCCUUGGUUUCUUCUUUCUUUUGCUGAUCUGAUGCGGUUUCAACUAACCAAAGGUCUCACAAUGUUAAAAAAUGCUGGCAAACUCUUUAAGGCAUUUUGUAGAUCCCCCCCUUGCCGUUGAGAGGGGAUGUGCCAUACUACCUUAAAUGCUAAUGCUAGAUAUGCAAAACUGGAUUUUUUUAGUUUAUUUUUUAACAGAGGGAGGCACGGUAUAUUAAAAACGAUUUUACUAAGAGAAAAACAAAAAAUAAAACCAUAUUUUUUUAAGAAUGCUCUGAAGAAAUUGCUAAUCUGUGUGAAUAUGUUUUAGAUGUUUAUAUACCUUUUGAGAAGUCCCAGUGGCCCAUAGCACAAAUGUCGUGGAAUCCGAUAUGUUUUGAUGUGGCUACCUAGACUUAAGGUUCACGUUAGUCCCCCCCAGCUCAUCUAGAGAUCCAUUUCGAAGGGGGUUUUGGUUUAUUCUUUCUUUGUUUAGGGAGUUUGGAUCAAUUUUUUGGCACAAAGGUGCAGUUUCGCCUUUGUUUUAGUCAAGAACAGCGAGUGAAGGCUCAGCCUGAGGGAUGUUGCCCUUCUCGGCAUCCUGCUACCCUCAGAGUGACCAAAAAGAGCAAGUGUUCCAUCUUAAGCUGUAUGAAAUGGGCACCCAAAGCACUGUAGGGGGGUCAUUCCCUGCCCAGCGCUCCCGUGCUGUGGGAUGGGCUGUAUCCCAAACGCAAAGGACAUUUAAGAGCAAGCCUAAGAGCUCGGGUACCCUCCCCUUCAAACUAAAGCAGUCCUUUGCCAUGGGCUUGAUUAAAAUGAAGCCUGAUCUGUCCUGUUUUAGUUUUUCUCUCCUCCAUCAUUGUUCAUUCUAAGUUGAAUUUGUAGCUUGGACUUUAAGGUAGCAUGGCUCUCUUUGCUGUAAGUUGAUUUCUUUUUCCAUUGUACAGCAGUGAAUGUUACACAUCUUUGGUAGGCUAGUUCAACCAUCAUUGUUGGUAAUACCGACCUGAAAGGUGUUCACAUUUGUUUUCUUCCCCGCUCGGAAGCCUAGGAUGCUGUUUUCAUCUGUAGUGUGAAUGAGGGCUAGCGACUCCAGCCACAGUUACCUUCCUGUUUCGUUUCUGCCAUUUACUCAAUGCAACAUAAUCAAUAAUAAAGCAAUAUAGUUUACUGCAUUUUUACUGAAGGCCAGCCAUGGUUAUGUAUGAUAUUGCAUAUGAAACUGUUUACAAAACCAAACAACACUAACUCAUAGCUGUCUUUUAUGCUAUGGACAUGUCUCUUGGGUGGAAUUUUCACUUUGUUUUAGUGGUUUUGGGUUGUUUUUUCUAUUUUUAAGCGAAUUAGUUCAAAACAGAGAAGUGAAGUUAGUGUAAGGUGAAGAGACAGGAUGCAUCGAAGACACACCGGCAGAUCCCAGUCUGCGCACAGACACUGUAGAGUUUCAUACGUACAGAAUCCGAGUCGAGCCCGUUGCCGUGUGCGAGCACUACGCCAGGCGAUUCUGUAAGCUAAGCAAUACUUUAAUACUGUAAUUUAAAUUACCAAAAACGGAAAAAUGCUCACAAAAAAGAGUAGUUUGAGAAGGCAAAUCCUCGUGAUCUCGGUUCCCAAACAGUCCGACCGUGUUGUCUCGAGAGCUCCGUGUCGGAGCAAGGGGCAGUCCCGGCUCCGUCCCUACCCGUAACACCGCGCGCGGGCUCGUGUGUCGCGUCGACCGUCGUAGGUAGCAACCCCCCCCAUCAUCCCCUGUUGUACGAGGUCUGAACUCCAUCAGUACUAGGAUGCAAGUCUAAAGCAUUUCAGGUGGUCAUAAAUGUACCUAAAUAAACUAUGGCACAGUGGCAGGCCUAGCCCUUCCUUUUAUACUUUAGUAUGAACUGAUGAGAACUUUGGUAGUGACUUUUUUUUUAUAUAUAUACAUAUAUAUAUGUAUCUAUAUAUAUCAAGCAUCUUUCAGGUCUCUGUGUAUGGCUUUCUAAAGCCCUGUUGUAAAAUACUAUGUGGAUGGGGGUCUCUCACAUCACAGAUGUGGAAAGUAUAAUUUUAUAUUUGUAUUUUCAAAUAAAUAAGUUUGUGAAAGGUUUCCAUCCUCUACUGUGGUCCAGAAAUCAAUGUGUUUGUCUGACAAAAAAUACAAUAAACUGUUUUGAACAGA